Lagopus leucura (white-tailed ptarmigan) is the source of this 4487-nucleotide messenger RNA. It is a transcript of the gene ZER1, whose product is annotated as zyg-11 related cell cycle regulator. Lineage: Eukaryota; Metazoa; Chordata; Aves; Galliformes; Phasianidae. Gene Ontology annotation, cellular component: Cul2-RING ubiquitin ligase complex. The transcript is spliced from 16 exons. Bases 202 to 2502 code for a protein of 766 amino acids. The record is from RefSeq and is a predicted model, not a curated record. Gene Ontology annotation, molecular function: protein binding.
AGCGGGGGGAGCGGGGCCCGAGGAGGACGCGGAGCCGGGGAGAGCCCGGGACCACCGCCGGCCCCAUCCGCCGCGCUGGGCGGGGCCUGGGCCCAGCUGCCCUGAUGUCCCUGUAAAUUCAUCCUGGAAUUUCAUUUGAGGAAAGGAUCUUCUGAAUCAAAAGCUUCCUUCUGUUUUCCCCUCCCCACUGCUUCCCUGAAGAUGGCAUCCGACAGCCCGGAGUCACUCAUGACCUUGUGCACAGAUUUCUGCCUUCGCAACUUGGAGGGGACUCUGUGCUACUUACUGGACAAUGAAACUCUCCGGCUCCAUCCUGACAUCUUCUUGCCAAGCGAGAUCUGUGACAAACUCGUCAACGAGUAUGUGGAAUUGGUGAAGACAGACAGCAUCUUUGAACCCCAUGAAAGCUUCUUCACCCUCUUCUCAGAUCCACGGAGCACCAGGCUAGCUCGGAUCCACUUGCGGGAACAGAUCGUGCAGGACCAGGAUCUGGAGGCCAUCAGGAAGCAGGAUCUUGUUGAGCUCUACCUGACUAACUGCGAGAAGCUGACGGCCAAGAGUCUGCAAACUUUGGUGAGCUUCAGCCACACGCUUAUUUCCCUUAGCCUCUUUGGAUGCUGCAAUAUCUUCUAUGAGGAAGAGAACCCCGGAGGCUGUGAAGAUGACUGCUUGGUGAACCCCACUCGCCAGGUUUUGGUCAAGGACUUCACUUUUGAAGGCUUUAGCCGCUUGCGCUUCCUGAAUCUGGGCCGCUUGAUUGAAGGGGUCAACGUAGAGACAUUGCUUCGGCCUUUGACCUCCCUUGCUGCUCUUGACCUCUCUGGGAUCCAGCUGAAUGAUGUGGGAUUUCUGACACAGUGGAAGGACAGUCUGGUUUCCUUAGUGCUUUACAACAUGGACCUUUCAGAGGAGCACAUCCAAGUGAUUGCACAGCUUCACAAGCUCAGACACUUGGAUAUCUCUCGAGACCAUCUGUCCAGUUACUAUAAAUUCAAGCUGACCCGUCGGGUUCUAAACCUGUUUGUGGAAAACUUGGUAAACCUGACCUCGCUCGAUAUCUCAGGGCACACUAUGCUGGAGAACUGCACUAUCCCAAACAUGGAAGAGAAGAUGGGCCAGACAAGCAUUGAGCCAGCAAAGAGCAGCAUUGCUCCCUUCCGGGGUUUGAAACGACCACUCCAAUUCCUGGGCCUUUUUGAAACAUCUCUCUGCCGCCUGACGCAUAUUCCAGCCUAUAAGGUGAGUGGAGACAAGAAUGAAGAGCAAGUUCUGAACGCUAUCGAGGCUUACACUGAACACCGGCCAGAAAUCACUUCUCGUGCCAUCAACCUCCUUUUUGACAUCGCCCGUAUUGAGCGUUGCAGCCAGCUGCUGCGAGCUCUCCAGCUGGUGAUCACAGCCCUCAAGUGCCACAAGGAUGACAAAAACAUCCAGGUGACAGGCAGUGCUGCACUGUUUUACCUGACCAACUCCGAGUACCGCAUGGAGCAGAGCAUAAAGCUGCGACGCCAGGUCAUCCAGGUGGUGCUGAAUGGCAUGGAGUCCUACCAGGAAGUCACAGUACAGCGGAACUGCUGCCUCACACUGUGCAACUUCAGCAUUCCUGAGGAGCUGGAGUUCCAGUACCGCCGAGUAAAUGAGCUGCUGCUGAACAUCCUCAACCAGAGCCGGCAGGAUGAGUCUAUCCAGCGCAUUGCCGUGCACCUCUGUAAUGCUCUGGUCUGCCAGGUGGACAACGAUCAUAAAGAAGCUGUGGGCAAGAUGGGUUUUGUCAUGACAAUGCUAAAAUUGAUUCAGAAGAAGCUGGCUGAUAAAACGUGUGAUCAGGUGAUGGAGUUCUCAUGGAGUGCCCUCUGGAACAUUACUGAUGAGACUCCUGACAACUGUGAGAUGUUCCUCAACUACAGUGGUAUGAAACUGUUCCUGGAGUGCUUGAAAGAGUUCCCAGAGAAACAGGAGCUGCACCGCAAUAUGUUGGGCCUCCUGGGCAAUGUGGCUGAGGUCAGGGAACUCCGUCCACAGCUCAUGACCUCCCAGUUCAUCAGUGUGUUCAGCAAUCUGCUAGAGAGCAAAGCAGAUGGGAUUGAGGUAUCCUAUAAUGCCUGUGGGGUGCUCUCCCAUAUCAUGUUUGAUGGUCCGGAGGCUUGGGGUAUUUGUGAGCCCCACCGAGAGGAAGUUGUAAAGAGGAUGUGGGCAGCCAUCCAGAGCUGGGAUAUCAACUCCAGAAGAAAUAUCAAUUACAGGUCAUUUGAACCAAUCCUUCGACUUCUUCCACAAGGGAUCUCUCCUGUCAGCCAGCACUGGGCUACCUGGGCACUCUAUAACUUGGUCUCUGUCUACCCUGACAAGUACUGCCCACUGCUGAUCAAAGAAGGUGGGAUUCCCCUUCUGAAGGACAUGAUUAAAAUGGCCUCAGCACGGCAAGAGACCAAGGAAAUGGCCUGGAAAGUUAUAGAGCACUGCAGUAACUUUAAGGAGGAGAACAUGGACACUUCCAGAUAGAGGCAAUCAUCUAAUGCCUCUUGCCAGCACUGUAUCCAGCUUCUCUCUAAUUCACUGUACAUAGUGAGGACUCUUUCUGACCAACUCGCCUGUUGGAAGGAAACUUUAUGUGUGUGUGUGAGACCCUCAGUAGAUGAAGGUGAACAGGGGAGGGAGGGAGGGACUUUUUGCACAACAAAACGCUUUCCUUAAAUUAGUGGACUUUUUCGUUAUGAAGUUUCAGAUUGAAGUUCUGUGUGUAUGAUUUCUGUAUAAAAAGAAAACAAAAAAAGACAAUUACAUUAUGUAUCUUUUAACCUUUUUUUUUUUUUUUUUUAGACCAUACAGAGAGCCCCAAAUGAUCACGAGCUUGAAAACCCAGUUGUGUGAUCACUAGUGUGACAUUUUCCUUCCCACUUUUUAGAAAAUUCCCUUUUGCUGUAUUGCAUGAGGUCCUGCAAUGCAAGAACACCAGUCCUGAAUCAGCACUGGCCACUCAGUGGGUUUACAGGCAGAAGUGAGUUAGUUAUUUGCUCUGAAGGUUGGGGGACACAUUACCAAGAAGUCAGAGCAAAAGAACUGAACUUUUUGGUAAUGUUUUUAAGUAGAGGAAACGGGGAAAAAUUAUCUUUUAAGUCAAUUCAUUCUCUUAAGGGUUUUUUAUGGUAGAGUCCUAUUAAUGGAAGCACUGCUAAAUGUAUGUGGUUCAUUUGGAAGUAAGAGGUUCCUGUUAAUGUCAGGAAUUCUGUUUUGUCCCCUUUGGCAGUUCUGUAGGAUCUGCCAGCCCACCUAGACUCAUGUGGUCAGGGAUGACCAGUAAAAGCAGUUACACAUCCUUGGCAACGCAGAGCUUUUCCCUCUAAGGGAGCCUGUGCAUAAAGGAACAAGGUUUGUUCACAAAGGGCUAUACAUCUUCAUACCAGUUUUUUCAACACCUUUUUAGUUUUGUUCUGCUUCAUGGAGAAGGGCUAUAAAUGCCAGAAAAUGGCAUCAUAACCCCUACCAGGCCAUGGGCCACGUGUGCAAGUCCCAGUAAAUGACUGAAGCUCUUCUACCCUUCUUCAGCCUGCACUCAGUGGUAAAGUACCCUCACUGCAGCACAGAUGCUGUCAUUUGAGGUGCUAACAUCUUCUUUAAGGCUGAGGAGUCUCUAGGAACCCUUUGGAAUACCAUCUCCUAAAACAGCACCUCUUGUUCCAUCCCAACAUCUUCCCCCUCUUCUGGCACUACUCUUAUCCUACUGCUAGCACUACCCAGUGCAGUCCCACUCCCAUCAGCAGAUUCACUCCAAUUUAUAUGGGUUAGGGGAGAGGAGAAUCCGCACUAAGCUGGUCACAGAAUCAGAGAAUGGCCAGGGUUGGAAGGGACCUCAAAGAUCAUGAAUCUCCAACCCCCUGGUCUUCACCUGUAAAACCCCAGGCCUACAGAGUCUUAAAAAGCCCAGGGCCAAAGGCUGCUUCACAGCCAGGCACUCAGCAUCACGUUGUGCAGUUCAUGCUCAGAGCCCCACCUGUCACAGUGCUUUCAUAAUUCACAGCUCUUCCCUUAAAAGUGGUUUUGAAAAGAUUUUACAUCUGCAGUGAGAGGAAACCGUGGCCAUGUGUGUUAGGACAGGUCAGGCCUCUGGGAUAGCACAGUAACCAUUGCUGCUCUCUUCCCUCAUUUACAUUGCUUGCUGCUAUGACUGAGGUUCUUCUGAUGCUCAGAGUUAAUGCUGUCAUUACUGAGCACAUUAUGGACAGAUCCUAGGGACACAAACUGACACUUUAAAUGACAGAACACAGCUGCCCUGGAGGGGUUUACUUUUUUCUGCCAACACGGUGUUACCCAAUGUCUUUUCUUCUCUCUUUUUAACCAUGUCAUGUUUUGAUAUUGUGAGAUCUGUACUUUUUCUUUAAGUAUUUUUCAAACUAUAUAUAUAUUUUUGUGUCACUUUUGAAUUGUUUUCAUACAGUUUGAAAAACUUGACAAAUUACACUUUUUUGUGGUUGUUUGAUUGAAAUGUA